Dioscorea cayenensis subsp. rotundata (Guinea yam) is the source of this 2448-nucleotide messenger RNA. Its product is annotated as YTH domain-containing protein ECT4-like. The transcript is spliced from 10 exons. NCBI's taxonomy places the organism in Eukaryota, Viridiplantae, Streptophyta, Magnoliopsida, Dioscoreales, Dioscoreaceae. Gene Ontology annotation, biological process: mRNA destabilization. Gene Ontology annotation, molecular function: mRNA binding. Bases 68 to 2200 code for a protein of 710 amino acids. The record is from RefSeq and is a predicted model, not a curated record. Gene Ontology annotation, cellular component: cytoplasm.
CUUUUUUCUCUUGCUCCCUUUGAUUAGGGUUUUGUGAUCCCGCUCCCGCCGCCGCGAGAUCCACUUCAUGGCCCCCGUUGCUGCUGCCGGUGACCAAGCAACUGAUUUGUUGCAAAAGUUAUCAUUGGAUUCUCCAACGAAGAGCAAGGCCCAAGAUGCAUCGGAGGUUGGCAAGAAGUCAUCUGCAGUCCAGCAGGGGACUACUGCUAAUAAUGGGGAAAUGUUGACCACUGUUCCAGGCGAUAGGUCAUCAACUCCCUUUUCUCGAGAUGCUAUGGAUCCAACUGUUUGCUACCUGCCAAAUGGAUUUUCUUCCCAAGCAUACUACUAUAGAGGAGGUUAUGAUGCUUCUGUCAACGACUGGGACGGAUAUUUGAAUUACGAUGUUAUGGACAUGUCAUCAGCAGGAGUUUAUGGGGAUAUGUAUCAACAUGGGUAUGGGUAUGCUAACUAUGGCCCAUAUCCAUCUCCUGGUUCUCAAAUUCCAGCUGCUGAGCCUGAUUGGGGAAUGUAUGCAUCACCGAAUUAUCAAUACCCUCAAUUUUAUCAGGCUCCUACUCCAUCUGGUGGUGCACCAUAUACACCUCAACAAGGGGAUGUAUCUUCAUCUGUUACUUCCAAUCAACCAUUGCCCUCUGCUGAUGCUUCCAAAGCCAACUCAAAUGGAGUUUCUAAUGGGAGUGUAAAUGCGAAUAUGUCAGUGUCACUCAGACCCAACAAUCAAAACUCAGCAGUGUCCACUUCUAUCGGACCUGGAGUUGGUCAAGGUACUGCUGCUGGCCAGGCUGUGGAAGGGAUAGCGAGACAAUCCGAAGCAAAGGGUAAAAUAAGAGGAGGACAUCCUUCUGGUUCGAGAUUGGGAUAUGGUGGAAGACGAUCUCCACAAUGGUUUGAUGGCCCUACAUUCUCCAAUGGGCAACAUAGACCUGCUUCAGCCGGCCCAUUAUCUUCUACCCAUCUACGUUACAGUAGUAAUCCAUCAGUAAGAAACCAUACUUGGCCUGUGCCUCAUCCCGGGGGUCUUUAUGCGUCUAGACCAUUUCAAGCAAUGGGAUCGGCAUCUCCUGGUUACAUGAAUAGCAUGUAUUCAAACAACCAUAUGUAUGGGCAGUAUGGGAACACACUUAAAACUGCCAUGGGUUUUGGGACCAAUUUGUAUGAUUCCAGAGCUUAUGGUGCCAUGAGUCAGGUCUUUAACAGCAGAUACAAGUCUAGGGUUCGAGGGAGCGGUUACUUUGGUUAUGGCAAUGAAAAUUUUGAUGGGCUAACUGAACUGAAUAGGGGGCCAAGAAGUGGCCUUCCAAAAAACAUCAAAAGUAAUGGUUCUAAUCUCACCAUUGCUGUGAAGGGUCAGAACCUUCCAUUGAAUGGCAGUGAAGAUUCUAGUCUUAGAGCUGUUGGUGGGGAUGAAUACAAUCGCCCAGAUUUUCCUGAAACUUACUCCACUGCAAAGUUCUUCAUUAUCAAGUCAUAUAGUGAGGAUGAUAUUCACAAGAGUAUUAAGUACAGUGUAUGGGCAAGCACGCCUAAUGGGAACAAAAAACUUGAUUCUGCAUAUCAGGAAGCGCAAAGCCUGGCAGAUGGAUGCCCAGUCUUCUUGUUUUUUUCUGUUAAUACAAGUGGUCAGUUUGUUGGUGUUGCUGAAAUGGUGGGUCCUGUUGAUUUUGACAAGACUGUGAGCUACUGGCAGCAAGACAAGUGGAAGGGUUGCUUCUCUGUGAAGUGGCACAUUGUAAAGGAUGUACCUAAUAGCAUUCUCAAGCACAUCACGCUUGAGAACAACGAGAACAAGCCUGUGACAAACAGCCGAGACACACAGGAGGUAAAACUUGAGCAGGGUAUUCAAUUGCUCAAACUUUUCAAGGAGCAUGUAAGCAAGACAUCCAUCUUGGAUGAUUUUGGCUUUUAUGAGACCCGCGAGAAGCUAAUGCAGGAAAGGAGAUCAAAACAACUUCAGAAGCAGGUCUUGGAUGGAAAAGUUGCUGUUGCAUCAUCAGUUGAUGAGAAAGAAAAAGAGAAAGAUGAGCUGAAUGGGAAGGUGAGGUUUCCGCAACCACUGGAACCAGUUACAAUUUUGAGCAAAGAGACUGGACAAGGUGGUGGUAUCGGAGGGACGAAAACAUCUGAAGAAAACAGUGAAAAUCUGAAGGUCAGCAAGGUAUCAAAUGAUAAAGGACAAUCAAACGCUGCCGAUGGUUGAGCUUGGAUUGUUUCUUUGCUGUUGGUUAGUAGUGUGUUCUUGGAGCCAUUUGAUGAUCUUUAGUGAAGUGCUGGUGGUUCUGAUACAUGUCCUCAAUGAGAGUUUUUAAAUGGGGAAGCAGAAGCAGCAUACAAGAGUCUAAAAAUUGGUAUAUUGCUUCCUAGGGUUGCAGGUUAUACAUGUAUUCCCUUAUGUGAUAUCUUGGCAAUAAAAUAGAAAGCCUCUUUGGGUUGGGUGUUUUUUUCUUC